AUGUUGGGGCGUUGUGUUUUUGCCGAUCAGACUAACCGUCCUAUUCUGACGCGAAAGUCGUUACCCCCCUUGGUUUCCCAGCCACUCGGUGGGAGGAACAAGACCCUUAAUGCUACUUCAAAAGGAAUUGAAGAGACACAGCAUAAUUUGGGGCAUGAUUUGACUGAGCGUUCUGUAUAUGUGCCUGAAUACAGUGCAGAAAUUGCGGAUUACCUUCUAGUCGCUGAAAGGAGUCAUUAUCGUGACCCAAGUUACAUGUCGAAUCAGCCCGAGGUAACGGAAAAAAUGCGUAUGAUUCUUGUGGAUUGGCUUGUUGAUGUGACCACAAAAUUUAAGCUUCAUUCUGAGACGUUUUACCUGGCCAUUGACAUUGUGGAUCGCUAUUUGUGUGCGAAAAAGGUAUGUCGGGCAAAGCUUCAGUUGGUCGGCAUCGCUUCUAUUCUCGUUGCCGCAAAACUCGAAGAAAUAUGGCCUCCGGGGAUUAAAGAUUGCAUAUUUAUUUGUGCAAAUACAUAUUCAGCAGGGGAAGUUUUUGGGAUGGAACGAGAUAUUGUUGUUACACUGCGAUUUCGAUUUACUGUUCCGACGACGUACCCGCUAGCUUGUCACUUUUUAGACUCUGGAAAUAAUGAAUCGAUGGUGCGUGACGCAACCUUUUUCUUUUUGGAGUCGGCUUCUCACAGCUAUGAAAUGCUGCAGUACUUGCCUUCCCGUGUUGCAGCCGCUUCAGUUGUACUUGGUCGCCUACUUGUGGCGUGGAAUCGUUGCGCGGAUCGUGCAGCCAUUUCACAAGAUAAACUAUGGGAUCGUGAGAUGAUUCAUGCUAGUCGGGGAAUCACACUAGACGAAACUUUUCCUGUGUUAGAGAUACUCUUGAGUUUCACAAAGAACCUAUCUUCUUCAUCUUCAAAACUGCAAGCCAUUCGUCGAAAGUAUCUUUCACAAAAAUUCACUAAUGUGGCUUCACUAGAGAUGCCUUUGCUUUCAACGGUCUUUUUGGCUUUGAAGAAAGUGCCGGAAUAA
This is a messenger RNA of Trypanosoma conorhini, 1023 nucleotides long. RefSeq names its product cyclin. The coding region runs from base 1 to 1023 and encodes 340 amino acids. Gene Ontology annotation, biological process: mitotic cell cycle phase transition; regulation of cyclin-dependent protein serine/threonine kinase activity. Gene Ontology annotation, cellular component: centrosome; cytoplasm; nucleus. The transcript has a single exon. Gene Ontology annotation, molecular function: cyclin-dependent protein serine/threonine kinase regulator activity. The record is from RefSeq and is a predicted model, not a curated record. Lineage: Eukaryota; Euglenozoa; Kinetoplastea; Trypanosomatida; Trypanosomatidae.